GUAACAGAAUAAAAGUAGCUUACAAAAUAGCUAAAUAAGCAAUUACAAUGUAGUGCUAUAAAACGAGAAAAAUUUGGUUGUUUUUCCAGGUAGAACUGUUCUGACUUCAGUACUGAAGCAGCUAUUUGAGUUUUAGCAUCCUGUUAUCAACCUUACCCGACACAUGCUAAUGUUCCAGAACAUGGUGAUUUUGACUUCCAACAAAGAAAGGAAUACUAGAACUCAUUUCAGCCAAUCAGAAACCGAAUUUUUCAUUCUGAAUGGAAUUAUAUGAUUCAGGAUCUAAAUUACACAGGUGUUGGUAGAGAAAGAGGCAUACUGGUAUUGAAACUUUAAACUGGCCUGUUUACUUUGUCUCUUAACAAAAACACUUUGGAUUCAGGUUCUCCACAGCAGUCUUCCACUGGCCACAGUGAGGGGAGCUAGGUUUCCCCAGUCUCCAGCUACAAAAACUCAGAACAUCUAAAGAUCUGAAACAUGGAAAAAAGAGAACUAAAGGCUUCUGUUGCAAAAUUUGACAAGAUUCCUUGGCUUAGUGAGGCCAGCCUCGUAAACAAGCCACUAGUGCUCAGCCUCCCCAGAAGAUAUCCUCCUUCCUCUGCGACUUUUCUGACUUCGUCCAAGAGGAAUAUGAAUUUGCCAAUUUUGUUUCAAGUUCCAGAUGUUUUAUCUAAGACCAGGAGGAACCAGCGUGACUCCAUGCUGCUCAGAAACCAACAGCUGUGCUCCACAUGUCGAGAAAUGAAAAUGGUACAACCAAGAACAGUGAAAAUCCCAGAUGAUCCAAAAGCAUCCUUUGAGAAUUUUAUGAGUCAUAGAAUGAUGAGUUUUCAUCAACCCAAAUUCCAGACUACCCCUGAGCCUUUCCAUGAUGACAUCCCAACAGAAAGCAUUCACUACAGACUGCCCAUUCUGGGCCCCAGGACAGCUGUCUUCCACGGAUUACUGACAGAGGCCUACAAAACUCUAAAAGAGAGACAACGUUCUUCCUUGCCCAGAAAGGAACCAAUAGCCAAGAUGAUGAGGCAGUGAGCGGUAGGAGCUCAUCACCUCCCAGACUCCCAGAGAGAAAAUAACCUUGCCAAGUCAAUCUUUGACACUGGCACCUUCUCCUCACAAUUUUCUCUCCUCUCCCAAAAGAUGAUUUAAUUUUGCCUUCCUGAGAUUGCUAGUAUUCUAGCUGUUACCUCUAUCUUCUCUCUCAUGUCUCCUAAAGAUAAAAUGGUUUAAUUUACAUGAUUAUAAAGAUCUGUUGAUGAAAAUG
Messenger RNA from Chlorocebus sabaeus (green monkey), 1264 nucleotides. RefSeq names its product chromosome 25 C1orf105 homolog (gene C25H1orf105). The record is from RefSeq and is a predicted model, not a curated record. Lineage: Eukaryota; Metazoa; Chordata; Mammalia; Primates; Cercopithecidae.